AUCAGUUUGACGGCUAUACGUAAAAGUUGAGGUCUCAUCUCCAACACACUUUUUGUAACUGAUGAAGCAGUCCAUUUUUGCGCCCAUGUGAUCUCAGAUUCCGAAUCAGUACUGACCAUUGUCGUCUACCACCAACUCUUCUGUCCUCUUCGAAUAUUCACAAUUCUCCCCCGUCGUUUCGGUCUCUGUCUAUCACAGAGAGAGUAAGAGACUGAGCGAGCACUGCUGGGUUGGCGUUUUAUUUCUCGAUCGGAGAAGAUGAAGAAAUUCUUCAUCUCAGCCGGACGGACGGCGGCGUCGCCAUCAAAACCUUCCCCGAUCGCUCCCCGUUCUUUCUCCACUCUCAACGCGUCUCUCCAAGAAAAUGCCCCGUUUCUCCCCAAAAUGCCCCCCUUCGAUUACUCUCCGCCUCCUUACACCGGUCCCUCCGCCGCCGAGAUCCUCCAGAAGCGCCAGCGUUAUCUCAACCCCGCCAUCUUCCACUUCUUCAAGAACCCGUUGAAUUUGGUGGACGGGAAGAUGCAAUACUUGUUCGACGAGAACGGGCGACGGUAUCUGGAUGCGUUCGGAGGGAUCGCCACCGUGUGUUGCGGCCACUGCCACCCUGAGGUGGUGGAGGCUAUUGUCAAUCAAACAAAGCGUUUGCAGCAUUCCACUGUAUUGUAUCUCAAUCACACAGUCGCCGACUUUGCAGAAGCUCUUGCAUCAAAGAUGCCCGGUGACCUCAAGGUUGUUUUCUUUACCAAUUCUGGGACAGAGGCCAAUGAACUGGCCUUACUAAUGGCCAGGUUGUAUACUGGUUGUCAAGAUAUUGUUUCAAUAAGGAAUGGUUAUCAUGGCAAUGCAUCUUCUACAAUGAGUGCUACUGCCCAAUCUAACUAUAAAUUCAACAUAGUGCAGACAGGAGUGCACCACACUCUAAAUCCAGAUCAGUAUAGGGGUAUGUUUGGCUCAGAUGGACCGAAAUAUGCCAGGGAUGUUGAUGAUAUUAUUACUUAUGGAACAACGGGUCGCGUUGCUGGUUUUAUUGCUGAAGCCAUACAGGGUGUUGGAGGAAUAAUGGAGUUGGCCCCGGGUUACUUGCCAGCUGUCUAUAGCAGUAUCAGAAGAGCAGGAGGCCUAUGUAUAGCAGACGAGGUCCAAUCAGGCUUUUGUCGGACAGGGAGCCAUUUUUGGGGAUUUGAGGCCCAUGGAGUUGUGCCUGAUAUUGUUACCAUGGCAAAGGGAAUUGGAAAUGGCAUUCCACUUGGAGCUGUCGUCACCACUGCCGAAGUUGCAAAAGUCUUAACAGACCGGAGUUACUUCAACACUUUUGGCGGGAAUCCUGUGUGCACGGCUGGUGGUCUAGCGGUUCUUAAAGUGUUGGAAAAAGAUAAGCUCCAACAGAAUGCAUUCACUGUGGGGUCAUAUCUUAAAGAGCGUCUCAUCUCACUGAUGGAUAAGCAUGAAAUUAUUGGUGAUGUGAGAGGACGUGGUCUGAUGCUAGGGGUUGAGCUUGUGACUGAUAGGAAGCUGAAGACUCCUGCAAAGGUUGAAAUACUUCAUCUAAUGGAAGAAAUGAAAGAGAUGGGAGUACUCGUAGGAAAAGGUGGAUUUUUUGGGAAUGUAUUCAGAAUCACUCCACCACUCUGCUUCACCAAGGAAGAUGCUGAUUUUCUUGUAGAUGUGAUGGAUUACUCUAUGUCAAAGAUGUGAAGUGUGUAGGAGAUAAACAAAAAGAUCUGUCUACCUGUACUUGGCCAUUCAACAACCUUCUUCUCCUAUGGACUCCUUAUUCUUCUGUCAUAUAUUACUGUUGUUGUUUGUUUAGCCAUCACAAACAAAUAAGUGCCAUAUAUAUAUGGCAGGGAGAUUAUGAGACAUCACCUCGUUGUCUCUAUCUCUCGCACAUUUAUUCUUUUUAUUCUAAAUAGUAGACGUGUAUUAUGGGUAAAUAGAAACCUUUAGUUUAUUCUCAAGACUCAACUUUUGUGGACUCAAGUUUGUUGUGAAAUUUCCGUCUUUUGUCAUUCGAGAUUGCAAAUUCUUUUUGUAUGACAUUUCUCAAAAAGGUUCUCUUUGUGAGAUGGUCUGCGAAUGGAGCUGCAUGGCUCUUGCUUUCAUGUCAGAAUAGGGGACCAAUGACCUCUAGCCCAGUUGAUUGGAGAGAUGAUGUAUUAUGAAUUUUGUGACUAAAGUAUUUCAAAUCCCCCAAAGACUCCAGUAAUAUUGUUCAAUAUUGAGGUAAUAGAUGACAAUAUGAGGGGAAUUCAUCUAGGGGGAUUAGCGAUCGGCUUGAGCAUGUUUUAUCUCUUAUCAGUAGGGCUGGCAAUAUCACCCGCACUCGUGGAUACCCGGUCAACCCGAACCGAAAAUAUGGAUGAAAACCCGAAGAAGUAUGGAUGAAAAAUGGACGACGGGUGGAUCAAAAGACGGGUGGAUUGGGUGUGGAGGAAGGUUCAUCCAACCCAUCACCCGACCCAUCCACCCACAUGUUGACCCGCAUAUAAGUAUAUACUCCCUCCGGUUCUAAAUAAACUUCACACUUUCCUUUUCGGGACGGUCCAAAAUAAACUUCACACUUCCUUAUUUCCUUAUUUGGCAAAGAAAUCUACAUCAAAACAGUGUUAAACAGUGCCAAACAGUGUCUCAACAGUGCCAAACAGUGUCUCAGCAGUGCCAAACAGUGUCUCAACAGUGUACUCUACAGUAAAGUCAACUUUAUUUCCUUAAUAACUGUGAAGUCAAACACUGAAGUUUAAAAAGAACCGGAGGGAGUAAUAUAUAAUAUAUAUUAUAUCUAUUUAAUAAUAUAUAAUAAUAAUAGUUAAUUGGUGAAACAAAGAUAAUUGGAGAGCUUCAAGAAGUGACAAUUAAAUAGCAAAAAUAGUUUUGUGCCGAUGCAUAAAUGCAGAAUUUAACAACUUGAAGAAGUUUAUGUCUAUUUUGUUUAACAUUCAGUUUUUUCUUUGUCAUCGGCAGUGAAUUAAUGAUUGUAAUAUACGUAGUAUUUAAUUGCUCAUGUUUUUGUUGUUAUUUUACAAUGAAUUCUUAAUUUUGGUUUUUAAUUAUCAUGAUUUCUUUUUGUAUUUUAUUUAUUUUGUCUCAAGUUUGACCAUUUAUAUUUCACCCGCAACUCACCCGAUCCACCCGACAACCCGUUCAAGAUGGAUGAGUU
Molecule: messenger RNA, 3157 nt
Organism: Cuscuta epithymum
Lineage: Eukaryota; Viridiplantae; Streptophyta; Magnoliopsida; Solanales; Convolvulaceae
Source: the annotation of a GenBank genome assembly